Brassica napus (rape) is the source of this 3581-nucleotide messenger RNA. RefSeq names its product exocyst complex component SEC5A-like. NCBI's taxonomy places the organism in Eukaryota, Viridiplantae, Streptophyta, Magnoliopsida, Brassicales, Brassicaceae. The record is from RefSeq and is a predicted model, not a curated record. Bases 436 to 2124 code for a protein of 562 amino acids. The transcript has 18 exons. Gene Ontology annotation, cellular component: exocyst. Gene Ontology annotation, biological process: Golgi to plasma membrane transport; exocytosis.
AAAAACAAAAGCCAAAAACCACUUUACUACAACAAUCAACCUCCAAAUCUUACAUUUUGUGUAGAAGUUUUUAUUCUUUGACUACUGGAUUAACUUCCACGUAUAUAUAAUUACAGUUGACUGAAAAUGAAACUAGUAAAAAAGAAAUAUUAAUACAUGUGUAAGUAAUCAAAGAGUUUCUGAGAAGAAAAGUAAAAUAAUAAAUGUGUCGGCCAUUGACAAAGAAAAGAAAGUAUGUCCCUCAUACUAGUCUACCCUGUAUUAACGCUUUCAUUAUCAUCGCAAAAUCUUUUGAUUUUUCCGUCUAACCUUUUUUUAUAUUUUAAUGGUAAAACUAAUAUUUCUAGGAAAAAAAGGAAAACAAUAAUCUUCUCAGAGAGAUCUCAAACGAAGGAGGAGGAGGAGUGACGAUCAUCACCAUCGGAACAUCGAACCAUGUCGAUGAGCGACAGCGACGAAGACGAGCUUCUUCAAAUGGCGUUGAAAGAGCAGGCUCAGAGAGAUCUCACCUAUCAGAAACCUCCUUCCUCUUCCUCUAGCAGGCCUGUUGCCAAUCUGGUCCAGCAGCCACGUCAGCACAAGCCGUCCCCUGCUAGGAAACCGUCUAUGGAUGAGCCGGAGGUGGAGUUGCUAAGUAUCUCGAGCGAGGAUGAUGACGUGGAGAGGGAAAGCGAUGUUAGGGAGAGAGGAAGAGCGAAGAAGGAGGAUGAUGGAGGAGGAACUUUGGAUGGUGAGGAGCCUGAUUGCUGGAAACGUGUCAAUGAAGCUGAGCUUGCACGUAGGGUUCGUGAUAUGAGGGAAUCAAGAACCGCACCAGUGGUUCAGAAACUUGAGGAUAAGGUAUCUGAGCCUGGCAAGAAAGUGGUUCUCACUAGUUUGCAGUCACUCCCUCGUGUGAUGGAAUGCAUUGAUCCACUUAAACUAGGGAUAAUAGACAACAAGACACUGAGAUUAAUCAGUGAGAGUUUAGGCAGCCCAUCAAAAGCUGAGAAAGUGGACAAUACACUUGGAGAAAAGUUGAUUUACUUCUCUGAUCAUUUCGAUCCGAAGCUGUUUCUUUCUCGCAUUCACCAAGACACAAGUGCAGCAGAUUUGGAAGCUGGUGCUCUUGGCUUGAAAAGUGACUUAAAGGGUCGAAAUUUGCAAAGAAAACAAUUGGUAAAAGACAAUUUUGACUGCUUCGUCUCGUGUAAAACAACAAUUGAUGAUAUUGAGUCGAAACUGAAGCGGAUUGAAGAAGAUCCAGAAGGGUCAGGAACUACUCAUGUGUUCAAUUGUAUGAAAAGUGUGACAUCAAGGGCUAAUCUUGCAUUUGAGCCUCUUUUUGAGAGACAGGCUCAAGCUGAGAAAAUCAGGUCUGUACAAGGAAUGCUUCAGAGGUUCCGGACACUCUUCAACUUACCAAGUAUCAUUCGUAACAGUAUUAGCAAGGGUGAAUAUGAUUUGGCUGUUCGAGAAUACAAGAAGGCGAAAUCUAUUGCUCUCCCUUCUCAUGUAAAUAUACUGAAGCGUGUACUCGAGGAGGUUGAGAAAGUUAUGCUGGAAUUCAAAGGCACUCUUUACAAGACUAUGGAAGAUACUAAAAUAGACUUCACAAGUCUGGAAAAUACUGUGAGGCUUUUGCUGGAGCUGGAACCCGAAUCUGAUCCGGUGUGGCAUUAUAUAAAUGUUCAGAAUCAUAGAAUUCAUGGCUUGCUUGAGAAAUGUACAUAUGAUCAUGAAGCAAGGGUGGAAACUUUGCGCAACGAGACUCGUGAGAGAGCCAUCUCAGAUGCGAAGUGGCAACAAAUACAACAAAACGUCGUUCCAUAUUCAGAUGCUGCAUCUUCUACUGAAAGUAACGAAGUUCAAGUUGACCUACAAUCAGUGGAGUUUCCCAGCGAAGAGAUUGACGCUUUGAAGGGAAGAUACAUCAAAAUAAUAACCGGUGUGCUUGUGCAUCACAUCCCUGCGUUUUGGAAAACAGCUCUAUCAGUUUUCAGUGGAAAAUUUGCCAAGUCAUCCCAAGUUACUGAUACUUCUGCCAAUAAAUCUGAGGAGAAAGUCACAGAGGCAAGGUUUUCAACUCAUUCUUUGGAAGAAGUUGCUGGGAUGAUUCGCAAAGGUGAACAACACAUUUUGUGAUUUUGAUGAAUCGUGCAUUCUCCGCCCAUUUAUGAGCAAUGCCAUUCAAGAAGUAUCAAAAGCAUGUCAAGCCUUUGAAGCCAAAGAUUCAGUGCCCCCACAGUUCGGGAUGAUUGUCUGUCAAAGGUGAAGCUGCCAAAUCAGAAGAUUGAGGAAAUGCUUAUAUCUGUUAGACUGGCAUUUUUGAACUGCUUUCUGGAUUUUGCUGCUCACUUGGAUCAAAUUGGUGCUGAUCUUUCCACACGAGAGGAUUGGAAAAACGGAUAUUCUGAUGAUCAACAGGAAGUAACAUCAGCCAACACUUAUGGAAGUGUUGUGGAUCCUCACAGGCGGUUGUUGAUGGUCUUAAGUAAUAUAGGUUACUACAAAGAUGAACUUGCUUCAGAGCUUUACAACAAAUUCAAAUACAACUGAUUGAAGUCUAGCGAUCUUCAAGAUCUAAUUAUGUCUUUCUCUGGUCUUGGAGAGAAGGUCCUCGAGCAUUACACGUUUUCUAAGGCAAAUUUGAUCAGAACAGCUGCCACCAGUUAUUUGCUGGACUCGGGUAUUCAAUGGGGAUCAGCACCUCAAGUGAUAGUAAGAAAUCUCUGCGUAAUGACUAACGAUUAGCCUCUAAAUUUUCUAGGAAGAAGAUGAUUACUUAAAGUACGAGAUGCAGCUGUUGAGCUCUUGCAUACUCUUGUAGCCGUCCAUGCAGAGGUAUUGCUCUUUAUAUGCAAACAUGUUCACUGAUGAUUUUAAUGUGUUUCCUCUCGAGUGACACGACAGUGUUUGUAGUCUGAAGUACCCUUAUAAUUUUGUAAACUACAGGUAAUAUUGAGGUAAUUUCUUCUUCUUGUGGAAGAAAAGGUUUGUAGAAUUAUGAUUUGCUGAUUCUGUUUUGUGCACAACAUCUGCUGCAGCUUGAAUAUUUCGAGACAGUACUGAAUCUAUAUUUUACAAGCGACGCAACCGCGUCUCAUAAAACUCUACAAGGAAACAGUCUUGGAGAUUGCUCUAGAGAGCGUCAGUGAAUCAGUUGAGACCACUCCAGGGCAUAAUCGCAGACCAACUCGUGGCAGCGAAGACACAGCUUCAGAUGACAGACAAGGAUCAUCUGUUUCAGCUGAUGAGCUCCUCGUUCUAACGAAACAGUAUUCAAGCGAAUUGCUACAGACAGAAAUGGAGAGAACAAGUGUGAACACAGCAUGCUUUGCAGAGUCAGUUCCCGUAGAGCCAACCCCUCCUCUAUUACCUAAAGCUUCGUACAGAGGACCGAUGGAUUCUCCAAGCAGAAACUACAGAGGCAAACAAUCCUCAGGUUCUCCGAUUCAUGCCCUACCCAGACGAAGAUAAAAAGAAACUGUACAGAGGAACGUAACAUGUAUUUGUUUUGUCUGUUUGUUGUGCUUCUUAAGAACUAACAUUUGUUUGUAAACUCAGAUGAAUUGGGUUGUAAUUAAAGAAUGUCACACGAA